Molecule: messenger RNA, 1304 nt
Organism: Saccostrea echinata
Lineage: Eukaryota; Metazoa; Mollusca; Bivalvia; Ostreida; Ostreidae
Exons: 5
Coding region: 222-1304 (360 amino acids)
Molecular function (GO): protein binding
Source: RefSeq, a predicted model, not a curated record
CACAAAGUCCUGUCGGAAACAACCAGGCUCCAAUAGCCUUUACAAAAGGACAAACAAUAGAUGUCCAUGUGUCGAAAGGUGAAAAAAUUCCCUAUAAUAAAAGGAUAACAGAGAUCGGAGCAAGCUUUGAUUCAGAGGGAUCCUUUGUCUGCCAGACCCCCGGUCUUUAUGCUUUCACAUUCUAUGGCCUCACUACAGAGGAUUCUAAACUUUGGCUUGAAAUGAUGAAGAAUGAUCAGUUAAUUGCAUCAAUCUUUGGUCAUACUAUAAAUGAUUAUGCUGACGCUGGAAAUGCUGCAAUAGUACAUUUAAAUACCGGUGACAAGGUGUACGUGAAAGCCCACGAUAAUUAUAAUCAUGCACUGUUUGGAAAAAUAGAUCAGAUUUACACCACAUUAACUGGGGAACUCUUGUUUGCAGACAAUUUGGAACUAGAUGUUGAGAACUUCAAUGGUCCUGUGGGAUUCUCAGCUAUCAUGACCAAACACGCUUAUAUCAAUGAUGGAUCAACGGUGAUUUACGACAAAGCCAUUACAAAUAUCGGCAGUGCCUACAACACAACAACCGGAACAUUUACCGCCCCUUUUGAGGGAACGUACUUGUUUCACUUCCACGCACUGGCUCUUGAGGACAAUAAAUUCUGGCUGGAGCUUUUCCACAAUGAACAUAACGUAAUCUCAUCUUACGGAUAUACCGAUGGAUGUUACGCUGACGCAGGCAACACGGCUAUUCUCCACCUUAAAAAAGGAGACAUGGUAAAAACCAAAUCUAGGCCUGGUACGAACACCAGACUUUAUGGAGCCUCUGAUGAAUUUUACACGACAUUCUGCGGAGCGCUUUUGUCACCAACUAUUUACAAAAACAGUGGUCAGGCAACACAGCAGGAAAUAGCUUUCUCCGCCGGUCUUACCCAUAAUGAGGCUUCUUCAGAUUCCUCGAAAAUGAUAUUUGAUAGGGUUUUCCUCAAUCACGGACUAAGCUUCAACGCAAACACUGGGGUGUUCACGGCCCCUGUUGCCGGUAUCUAUGUCUUUCAUUACCACGCCCUAACGCAGAAUGACAAAGCAGAGUGGGUGGAGCUGUACCAUAACUACAUUUACGUCAACUCUCUGUAUGCCCAUACUUCCGGAGGUUAUGGCUCUGGAAGUAACUCUGCUGCCCUCGAGUUGGAUGUGGGAGAUACUGUGUAUCUGGAUAUUCAACACCGUGGGUCCUUUCUUUAUGGAGGCAGUGAUAAUAUUUAUUGUACCUUUUCUGGUUACCUUUUAUCACCAAUUGCAAGACACAACCCUGUUGUAGGAUAA